UACUAGUUUUUCAGGCAUGGAUGUCUUGGCGUUGGCUUGGUGGUGUGGCCUGGUUAUGGGUGCAGUCCCGCUGCUGCUACAAGCAUUGUGGUACUUGAACGAUGCCUUCUUCUUGGCUUCCCUCAGGCUGAGACCAACCCGUAGCAAUGGCAAACAAGGCUGGGCUAAGCUUCCACCGGGUCACAUGGGGCUGCCGUUCCUUGGGGAGACCCUCGCCUUUCUCUGGUACUUCAAGAUCCUUCGCCGGCCCGACGACUUCAUCAAAGCCAAAAAGCAAAAAUAUGGGGAAGGAGUGGGGAUGUAUAGGACCCAUCUCUUUGGAUCUCCCACCAUCCUCACAUGCUCUCCGGCCAGCAACAAGUUUGUGCUGAAGUCCGCUGAGGACUUCCGUAUCUGCUGGCCGGAGCCUGAGCUCGUCGGCUUCUCGUCCAUCGUCAACGUGGAGGGAAAGCAGCAUGCAAGGCUGAGGAGCUUCGUAGUUAAUGCGAUCAAUGAGCCCCAAGCACUCCGGCGAAUCGCCCGCAUGGUGCAGCCACGUGUCGUUUCUGCGCUCCGCUCUUGGGCAGAGAAGGGCACCAUCAAUGCCGAGCUCGAAACCAAAAAGGUGACAUUCGAGAAUAUAUGUAAGAUGUUUGUAAGCAUGGAUCCCAGCCCGGUCACAGAUGAGAUAGAUCAGUUGUUUGACGGCCUACUCAAAGGCUUGAGAGCAUACCCGAUAAAUUUUCCAGGGUCAGCAUUGCACCAUGCUCUCAAGUGUCGGAGAAAGCUGACCGCAGUGUUCAGAGAAGAACUGGAGAGGAGGAAGGGAAGAAAGAAUGAGAUCCAUGAAAACAGUGACUUAAUGGAUGGUCUGAUGCAAAUUAAGGAUGAGGAGGGGAAGCCGCUGACUGAUGAUGAGGUGGUAGAUAACAUAGUCUCUUUAGUCGUCGGAGGGUAUAAGUCUACAGCGCUCGCUUCAAUGUGGGCUCUUUAUCACAUCUCUAAAUCACCAGAGGUUCUUCAAAAGCUUCGGGAAGAGAACAGGAUAAUAAGCAAGGGGAAGCAAGGGGAGUUCAUUACUUUGGAUGAUAUAUCACAAAUGAAGUACACAGCUAAGGUAGUGGAAGAAACAAUAAGAUUGGCGAAUAUUGUUGCCACUCUUUACCGCGUCACCAACAGAGAUGUUGAAUACGGAGGUUAUAGAAUACCAAAGGAUUGGCAAGUUGUUGUCUGGCUCCGAUCCCUUCAUACAGAUCCAAAGAAUUUUGACAAUCCACUGAGUUUCAAUCCCGACCGCUGGAAUCAACCUGCAAAGCCUGGAACAUUCCAAGUGUUUGGAGGGGGGCAUAGGAUCUGUGCUGGGAAUAUGCUUGCGCGAGUACAGCUUGCAGUAAUUCUUCACCAUCUCUCUCUGGGCUAUAGGUGGGAGUUACUGAAUCCUUAUGCAAAGAUGACAUACCUUCCUCAUCAAAGUCCAGUUGAUGGGGCCGCCAUGGCAUUCAGCUCGCUUUGAGAACGCCUUCUCUACUGAGCCAUAUCUACUGCAAAUUGAGUAGC
Phoenix dactylifera (date palm) is the source of this 1536-nucleotide messenger RNA. Its product is annotated as ent-kaurenoic acid oxidase 2-like. Gene Ontology annotation, biological process: brassinosteroid homeostasis; multicellular organism development; sterol metabolic process. NCBI's taxonomy places the organism in Eukaryota, Viridiplantae, Streptophyta, Magnoliopsida, Arecales, Arecaceae. The record is from RefSeq and is a predicted model, not a curated record. Gene Ontology annotation, molecular function: oxidoreductase activity, acting on paired donors, with incorporation or reduction of molecular oxygen; iron ion binding; monooxygenase activity.